This is a messenger RNA of Otolemur garnettii (small-eared galago), 2329 nucleotides long. Its product is annotated as zinc finger protein 585A. Bases 89 to 2233 code for a protein of 714 amino acids. Lineage: Eukaryota; Metazoa; Chordata; Mammalia; Primates; Galagidae. The transcript has 3 exons. Gene Ontology annotation, cellular component: nucleus. Gene Ontology annotation, biological process: regulation of DNA-templated transcription. The record is from RefSeq and is a predicted model, not a curated record.
AGUGUCAUUAAGGGAUGUGACUAUAGAUUUCAGCAGAGAAGAAUGGCAGCACCUGGACCCUUCUCAGAGAAACCUCUACCGGGAUGUGAUGCUGGAGACCUACAGACACCUGCUCUCCAUAGGAUAUCAAGUUCCUGAAGAAGAGGUUGUCAUGUUGGAGCAAGGAAAAGAACCAUGGGCUUUACAGGGUGAGAAUCCACAUCAAAGCUGUGCAGGACACAAAUUACAGGACCAUAAUCAAUGUGGAAAAGUCCUCAGUUACAAACAAGCGUUCUCUCAACAUCAGAAAAUUCAUCCUGGGGAGAAAUCUUAUGACUAUGCUGAAUUUAGAAAGAUCUUCACCCAGAAGUCACAGCUCAAGGUAUAUCUGAAAGUUCAUGCAGGACAAAAACUCUAUGUGUGUACUGAAUGUGGGAAGGCUUUUAUAGAAAAGCUAGAAUUCAUUAUGCAUCAAAGAACACAUACUAGAGAGAAGCCGUAUAAAUGCAAUGAAUGUGGAAAAUCCUUUUUCCAAGUGUCUUCUCUCUUUAGGCAUCAAAGAAUUCAUACUGGAGAAAAACUCUAUGAAUGCAGUGAAUGUGGGAAAGGCUUCUCUUACAACUCAGAUCUCAGUAUACAUGAGAAAAUUCAUAGUGGAGAAAGACACCAUGAAUGCAGUGAUUGUGGAAAAGCAUUCAUACAAAAGUCCACUCUCAAGAUGCAUCAGAAAAUUCAUACAGGUGAGAGAUCCUACAUAUGUAUUGAAUGUGGACAGGCUUUCAUUCAGAAGACACACUUAACUGCACACCGAAGAAUUCAUACUGGAGAAAAACCAUUUGAAUGCAGUAACUGUGGGAAGUCCUUCAUAUCUAAGUCACAACUUCAGGUACAUCAACGAAUUCACACAAGGGUAAAGCCCUAUAUGUGUACUCAAUAUAACAAGUUCUUUCACAAUACUUCCAACCUAAUUACACAUAAGAAAGUUCAAAUUAGAGAGAAAUCCUCCAUAUGUGCAGAAUGUGGGAAAGCAUUUACCUACAGAUCAGAGUUGAUUAUACAUCAGAGAAUUCACACUGGAGAGAAGCCUUAUGAAUGCAGUGACUGUGGAAAAGCCUUCACUCAGAAGUCAGCACUCACAGUGCACCAGAGAAUUCACACAGGAGAAAAAUCAUAUGUAUGCAUGAAAUGUGGGUUGGCUUUUAUCCAGAAGGCACACCUGAUAGCACAUCAAAUAAUUCAUACUGGAGAAAAACCUUACAAAUGUUGUCACUGUGGCAAAUUCUUUACUUCCAAGUCACAACUCCAUGUGCAUAAACGAAUUCACACAGGAGAAAAACCCUAUGAGUGCAAUAAAUGUGGAAAGGCAUUCACCAACAGGUCAAAUCUCAUUACACAUCAGAAAACUCACACAGGAGAAAAAUCUUAUGUAUGCUCUAAAUGUGGGAAGGCCUUUACUCAGAGGUCAGAUUUGAUUACACACCAGAGAAUCCAUACUGGAGAGAAACCUUAUGAAUGUAGUACCUGUGGGAAAGCCUUCACUCAGAAAUCACAUCUCAAUAUACACCAGAAAAUUCAUACUGGAGAGAGACAAUAUAAAUGCCACGAGUGUGGGAAAGCCUUCAACCAGAAAUCAAUACUCAUUGUGCAUCAGAAGAUUCAUACAGGGGAGAAACCAUAUGUAUGUACCGAGUGUGGAAGAGCCUUCAUCCGGAAGUCAAACUUUAUUACUCAUCAGAGAAUUCAUACUGGAGAGAAACCUUAUGAAUGCAGUGACUGUGGGAAAUCUUUUACCUCCAAAUCUCAACUCCUUGUGCAUCAACGAAUUCACACAGGAGAGAAACCAUAUGUGUGUGCUGAGUGUGGGAAAGCCUUUAGUGGUAGGUCAAAUCUCAGUAAACACCAGAAAACUCAUACAGGAGAAAAGCCCUACAUGUGUUCUGAAUGUGGGAAGACCUUCAGACAGAAGUCAGAGUUGAUUACACAUCAUAGAAUUCAUACUGGGGAGAAACCUUAUGAAUGCAGUGACUGUGGGAAGUCUUUCAUUAAGAAAUCACAGCUCCAAGUGCAUCAGCGAAUUCACACAGGAGAGAAGCCUUAUGUAUGUGCUGAGUGUGGGAAGGCCUUUACUGACAGGUCAAAUUUGAAUAAACACCAGACAACACACACAGGAGACAAACCCUACAAGUGUGCAAUCUGUGGUAAAGGUUUUGUUCAGAAAUCAGUGCUCAACAUGCAUCAGAGUAGUCACACUUGAGAGAAACAGAGUAACACCUCACUGAGGACAGGUUUGAUUGUACAUCAUUAAAUUCAUACAGUGGAGUAUUAUUUUAAAUAAAUGUCCACAUCAAAA